AAAUUUUUUGACUGGAACAAUUUUCUUGUUUGUCCCCAAUUUGUCCGACCAAUAACCCACCCUAAGCCCCUUUUUUCUCUCUCGUUAAAAACCCCAACAGCACCACGCCUCCUCUCGGAGCUCGCCGCCGUCGUCGGUUUUCCGCGGCCUCUCAAAAACUUAGACGAAAUCCCCCCUUAAAACCCGUAAUUCCCCGCCUCCUCUCUCUCCUCAGAACCCCAACCGUAAUUCCUCCUCCUGAAAUCGGAUCUCGCCGCUUCUCCUGCUCCUCAUUUUCGCCGCCUCACUUCACGCAGAGAAAAAACCCAUAUUUGGCAGCAAGCUCAGACCUCAUCUAUCUCUCUUCCUCUCAUAUCAGCGAUCAUGGGACUUCUGAGCAUCAUAAGGAAAAUAAAAAGGAAGGAGAAGGAGAUGCGAAUCCUAAUGGUGGGGCUGGAUAACUCGGGUAAGACGACGAUAGUUCUCAGAAUCAAUGGCGAGGACACCAGUGUCAUCAGCCCGACCCUCGGAUUCAACAUCAAAACUAUCAAAUACCAAAAGUAUUCAUUGAACAUAUGGGAUGUUGGCGGGCAGAAGACCAUUAGGUCAUACUGGAGGAAUUACUUUGAGCAGACUGAUGGAUUAGUUUGGGUUGUUGAUAGCUCUGAUGUUCGGAGGCUUGAAGAUUGCAGAAUGGAGCUUGAGAAUCUCCUCAAAGAAGAGAGGUUAUCUGGAGCAUCUUUGUUGGUUUUUGCAAAUAAGCAGGAUAUACAAGGGGCUCUCACUCCACCAGAGAUAACUAAAGUGCUAAAUCUGGAGGCUCUAGACAAAACCAGGCAUUGGAAACUUGUUGGUUGUAGUGCAUACACUGGCGAGGGGUUACUCGAAGGUUUUGAUUGGCUUGUUCAGGACAUUGCUUCUCGGAUUUAUGUACUUGACUGAAUAUUUUUGACUUGUAAAACACUGACUACAUAAAUUCGUGUUUAAUGAACAUUGUCCUGAGAUUUUUGAUGUUUUUGUUUAUAUGGUAAUGUAACAUCUGUUUACUGUUA
This is a messenger RNA of Asparagus officinalis (garden asparagus), 1031 nucleotides long. RefSeq names its product ADP-ribosylation factor-like protein 2. Gene Ontology annotation, biological process: protein folding. Gene Ontology annotation, cellular component: cytoplasm; microtubule cytoskeleton. Lineage: Eukaryota; Viridiplantae; Streptophyta; Magnoliopsida; Asparagales; Asparagaceae. The record is from RefSeq and is a predicted model, not a curated record. The transcript is spliced from 6 exons. The coding region runs from base 364 to 921 and encodes 185 amino acids. Gene Ontology annotation, molecular function: GTP binding; GTPase activity.